Manis pentadactyla (Chinese pangolin) is the source of this 2485-nucleotide messenger RNA. RefSeq names its product Smad nuclear interacting protein 1 (gene SNIP1). The record is from RefSeq and is a predicted model, not a curated record. Gene Ontology annotation, biological process: miRNA processing. Gene Ontology annotation, molecular function: protein binding; mRNA binding. Gene Ontology annotation, cellular component: nucleus. NCBI's taxonomy places the organism in Eukaryota, Metazoa, Chordata, Mammalia, Pholidota, Manidae. Bases 79 to 1269 code for a protein of 396 amino acids. The transcript has 4 exons.
UCCAGAGGUCAAGCCCGUCAUUUCCUUCAGCGGGAGAGCAACCGACCUCUCUUUCCUUCACUCAGCAGAUAUCUUAGCAUGAAGGAGGUGAAGAGCGAGCGGGAGCGGGGAAGCCGGCGAAGGCACCGCGACGGUGACAUGGUGGCGGCGGCGGCGGUAGUGGUGAAGCAGGAGCGCCUCAGCCCGGAAGCCGCCCCUCCUCCCCACCGCCGCCCGGACUCCUCCGGCGGUAGCCCGUCCCCGCCAGCCAGCGAGCCGGGCCGCCCUGGUCACCGCGGGAAUCGAGCCCGAGGAGGUAGCCGGUCCCCAGCCAAAAAGAAAAUCAAGUCCUCAGGGAGAAGAAGCAAGUCUCCUCGGAGUAAGAGAAGCCGAAGUCCUCACCACUCAGCAAUCAAAGUGAAACAGGAACGUGAGGAUCAUCCCAGGAGAGGACGGGAGGAUCGGCAGCACCGGGAACCGUCAGGGCAGGAACACAGGCGAGCUAGGAACAGUGACCGCGACAGGCACAGGGGCCAUUCCCACCAGAGGAGAACCUCUACCGAGAGACCUGGGAGUGGGCAGGCUCAGGGACGGGACCGAGACAUUCAGACCCUGCAAACUCAGGAAGCAGAGCGCGAGUUUUAUAAUGCCCGACGGCGGGAGCACCGCCAGAAGAAUGAAGUUAGUGCCAGUGGUAAUGAGUCUCAGGAGGUGGUUCCUCGACCUGGUGGCAACAGUAAAGACAAAGAGGUGCCCGUUAAGGAAAAGCCAAGCUUUGAACUUUCUGGGGCACUUCUUGAGGACACCAACACCUUCCGGGGUGUAGUCAUCAAAUAUAGUGAGCCCCCAGAAGCACGUAUCCCCAAAAAGCGGUGGCGUCUCUACCCCUUUAAAAAUGAUGAGGUGCUUCCAGUCAUGUACAUCCAUCGGCAGAGUGCUUACCUCCUGGGUCGACACCGUCGCAUCGCAGACAUUCCAAUUGAUCAUCCCUCUUGUUCAAAGCAGCAUGCAGUCUUUCAGUAUCGGCUUGUGGAAUACACCCGUGCUGAUGGGACAGUUGGCCGCAGGGUGAGGCCCUACAUCAUUGACCUUGGCUCAGGCAAUGGAACAUUCUUGAACAACAAGCGCAUUGAACCACAGAGAUACUAUGAACUGAAGGAAAAGGAUGUAUUGAAAUUUGGGUUCAGCAGCAGAGAGUAUGUUUUGCUUCAUGAGUCCUCUGACACCUCUGAAGUAGAAAGGAAAGAAGAUGAGGAUGACGAGGAGGAGGAGGAAGUAUCUGACAGCUAGCAAACUAAGGAACAGCCCAAACUCUUGAGAGACUGUUUCUUUUUUUGAAGGCUUUGGGAUUGACUCAAAGAGCACCACGGUGCUGUCUCUAAUGCCUCUGAUUGCCUUAAGUCUUUCCUCUGUUCUUGACCGCCUUAUGGUACAGUGUAAGAAAACUGUCUUAUGUUUGUUUGAACUUUCUUCUGUGGCACAUCAGCCAUAUGCCUGUGGGCACUUGUUUGAGAAUAGUCUCACCAACACAUCGUGUUUUAGUGGAAGCAUGUGGCUUUAGUUGGUGCUUUCAGAACUGCUGCCUAGAAAACUAUAAACCCUUAGUCAGAGGGGAGCUAUGGCUUGUCCUCUUUGUACAGUUACUUUAUUUAUAUAGUUGUUAAGCUUUGUGGACCAGGUGUGAUUUUGUUUUGGGGGCAAACCCCUGAGCAGAGAAUCUUACUAAGCUUUGGUUAUCACCAGAACAGCCUCCAGUACAUACCAAAGCUUUGACCUGGUUGAGCUCUUGAGUCAUAGAAAUUGAUUUUGCACUUCGUUUUUUGGGGGUGGGAAUUUACCACCUGACCUCAUAUUGACUGUUGGACUUAGGCAGAUGCAUUAUGGAGCCUGCUUAAGUAUGUGACUGUACAAGAAGAUCAUGGCCACUGCCAGUGGGUGCUGAUUUAUAAUGAGAGGUUGAAAAUGGGUCGUGGGUCUGUUCCUGUGAGAGAAUACUGAUUUUUCCAUGGAGCGUGUACAUAACAAUUUUGAUGAUCUUACCUGUUCUUCAACUUCGCGUUUUUAUUCAAAUGUUACCUCUUUUCUUCCUUUUUUGAGAAACACACUGUUGUUAUGUAGCAGGGUCCUUGCUUUAUUCUAACAUCAUGUAUACAUCUAAAGGAGGUUGUGUAGUUUAUAUGUUUGAUCUUUUUAAAAAACGUUCAGAGAGGCUCUACCUUCCCAAGGCUGGAAAGCAUUGGAAUUGCCCUGUUUCCUAAUUUUUCACCGGAGGAGGAAUAUGUGUAAGUAGAGAAAUCCUAACUACUUACAUAUAUUAUUUGUGUGUGUGUACAUAUAUAUAUAUAUAUAUAAAGUGUGUGAAAGAGCAGCAUACUGAUUUUCAUAUGAGAAUGUUUUGUGAUGUAAAUGUAAUGCUACAUUAUAGGCAAAGGCCUCCUGCAUUUGAAGAGCAGGUUUUCAUUUAUAUGUAUUUUGGGGAUAAAAAAUAAUAAAAUUUGUAAAUAUA